AUGUACGCCCAGCUACUGGGUAGGGAUGCAAAGUCAGAGCAGCUUGUCGAUCUCAAUAGCCUGAUUCCCUUGCACAUGCGCAACAUCCAUCCCACCAACGAUGGAAUCAUGUUCCUACCCGAGAACGAUGUCAUCUCUUCUCCCAACGAACGAGUAGUGAGCGCAGCGAUCCCCUCCAUGCUUGCGAAACGCCUAGCAAAUGCCGCAAAGGCCGGUCGGGCAUACGGCCGUACGGUCCAGGACCAUAUCAAUAGUUGCUUGUACUUCUACCGCAAUCACAGUGUCCUCAUCAAUAUUCUGCCCAACGAGGAGCAGCAGAUCCGCACUGCCAAAGGAGUGCCUGACUGGACAUGGUGCUAUCUUAUCUUUCAAAGACAUCCCGAGACCAUGCCUCGAGCCUUCAAGACUUGGACCCCGCAAAACACUAUUGUCAACCCUACUCCACACGGCACAGCCGUGAUAUUCAAGGACCAUAAUCAGAAUGGACUAAAUGGAUCAACCGAGUUGCCGCUGCCAGUCAAGAUAUCCUACUCUCCACUGUACUGUAAGACAAAUUCCCUCAUCAAUGUUAGUUCCACUCUCAAUAUUGACAUCAUGGACAUAGUCACUCGAAAUAUGACGCAAGUCUCUGGGGGGCUUGUCAUUGGCAUGAAGAACAAGGAGGCAGGUAGUCUAAAGGCUGCGAUCCCCUCAGAUCUAGCUCGGCUUCUGAAGACUGAGGCUCUGCGCGCCGCUCAGUAUGACUCGGGCCGACCCGAGAAGUCAGCAGCAGAGCGUGUCUGUAACGUAGUUGAAGAAUACAUGGUAGACUGGACCAGAGGCUGCAUCCCUGUACUCUUCAACCUCCUAGGACCUGAGGAGACUACCAUGCGCAGGCGCUACCAGAUGCCCGACAACGUUGCUACUGGUGCCCUGUUCGUUAAGCAGCCUUUGCUUAUCCCCCAGAUAUGGUGGGACUGGGACCCAGCUGCGACGACAGUGGAAUGCGACAACAAGGAGGGUCACAUUGCCGUAUUCUUCAAGCACAAGAAUGGCCAUCACCUUGUUGGAGUAUGGAUCAAGGUUUGA
Messenger RNA from Pestalotiopsis fici W106-1, 1068 nucleotides. RefSeq lists its product as uncharacterized. The transcript has 4 exons. Lineage: Eukaryota; Fungi; Ascomycota; Sordariomycetes; Amphisphaeriales; Sporocadaceae. Bases 1 to 1068 code for a protein of 355 amino acids. The record is from RefSeq and is a predicted model, not a curated record.